GCACCCAAAACAACCCUAAUCGCUCCUCUUGUGUAGUAAUCUGCAAGAAUGGUUACCUCUUUCUUCUUGGGUUUUUUAUUUGGGUUUUUCAUAUUCUCUAGUGUCGUUUCAUCUUUCAUGCACGAAUUUAUACACUCUUUUUCGGCCAAGAAAACGUUUUCGGAUUCCAAUGGGCAGCCUUCGUAUCCGUUUCUCGGCUGUCUCAUCUCUUUUUACAAGAAUCGCAGCCGUCUCUUGGAUUGGUACACUGAUCUUUUGUCGGAGUCGCCUUGCCAGACCAUCGUGGUGAGCCGUCUCGGUGCACGUCGUACGGUCGUCACUGCGAAUCCUGCUAAUAUCGAGUAUAUACUUAAGACCAACUUCAAUAAUUUCCCUAAAGGCAGACCUUUCACUGAAAUCCUGGGCGAUCUUCUCGGUUGUGGGAUAUUUAACGUCGAUGGGGAGCUGUGGAGUACUCAACGGAAGCUCGCCAGCCAUGAGUUUAGUACAAAGUCAUUGAGAGAAUUCGUGGUGAAAACCCUCCAAGAAGUGGUGGAUGAUCGGCUGGUACCGUUGCUUGAAGCGGCGAUGGAGGCCGAGGAAGUCCUUGAUUUGCAAGACGUGUUAAGAAGAUUCGCAUUCGACACCGUGUGUAAAGUAUCAUUGGGUUACGACCCUUGUUGCUUGGAUCUUUCGAAACCAGUGCCGCCGCUCGUUAAAGCGUUCGAUACCGCAUCGGAGAUAUCCGCCAUGCGGGGAAUGGCGCCCAUGUUCGUGGUGUGGAAACUGAAGAGAGCCCUUAACGUCGGGUCGGAAAAGAAACUGAAGGAAGCGAUCGAUCUCGUUCACGGCUGCGUAUUGGAGAUUAUUCGGAACAAAAAGAAGGCUCUCGAAGAAGCGAAGGCCAAAAGCGCAGCCGCCAGAGGCGGCGAAGACUUACUGUCGAGGCUGUUAUCAGAUGGACACGACCGUGAUGUCGUGAGAGAUAUGGUGAUUAGCUUCAUAAUGGCUGGAAGAGACACCACCUCCUCAGCGAUGACGUGGCUGUUUUGGCUGCUUUCGAAGCAUGAAAAUGCGGAGAAAAUGAUGGUGAAAGAAGUGGAAUCGAUGCUCUGUAAUGGCGGAAAUGGACUGGAUUUCGAAACGUUAAAGGAAAUGAAUUGCGUGAAAGCCUGCAUUUGUGAGUCAAUGAGGCUUUACCCGCCGGUGUCAUGGGACUCAAAACACGCCUUAGACGAUGACGUUUUACCCGAUGGGACUUUCGUCGGGAAAGGAGAUAGAGUAACGUAUUUCCCUUACGGGAUGGGGAGGAUGGAGGCGUUAUGGGGAAAGGAUUGGUUCGAUUUCAAACCGGACCGGUGGUUCCAAGAACCGGGUGCAGAGAAUGGGCUGCUAAAGCCUGUCAGCCCUUUCAAGUUCCCGGUUUUUCAAGCCGGUCCAAGAGUUUGCCUUGGGAAAGAAAUGGCGUUUAUUCAGAUGAAGUAUGUGGUGGCUUCGAUACUGAAGAAGUUCGAGAUCAGACCGGUGAACCGGGAACAACCGGUUUUUGUUCCUCUAUUGACCGGCCAUAUGGCUGGUGGUUUGAAUGUCUUGGUGAAGAGAAGGGAACAGAAAUAGUGAGACGAUUGCCUCCAACUUUAGAUCAAUGGAAGAUGACGACUUGUACUAUUGUAAAACCUCAAUCCAGUUGGACCAACUCAGAUUGAGUACAGAAUAAUUAAAUAUAUUUUAUAAAGCAAUUACUAUAAAAAUAUUUAUUAAUUUAAA
Gossypium arboreum is the source of this 1746-nucleotide messenger RNA. RefSeq names its product cytochrome P450 94B3. Gene Ontology annotation, molecular function: oxidoreductase activity, acting on paired donors, with incorporation or reduction of molecular oxygen; iron ion binding; monooxygenase activity. The coding region runs from base 49 to 1596 and encodes 515 amino acids. The transcript has a single exon. The record is from RefSeq and is a predicted model, not a curated record. Lineage: Eukaryota; Viridiplantae; Streptophyta; Magnoliopsida; Malvales; Malvaceae.